Molecule: messenger RNA, 1351 nt
Organism: Rana temporaria (common frog)
Lineage: Eukaryota; Metazoa; Chordata; Amphibia; Anura; Ranidae
Gene: MARCKSL1
Product: MARCKS like 1
Exons: 2
Coding region: 150-740 (196 amino acids)
Biological process (GO): central nervous system development; actin filament organization
Cellular component (GO): cytoplasm; plasma membrane
Molecular function (GO): actin filament binding; calmodulin binding
Source: RefSeq, a predicted model, not a curated record
AGGGAGGGUAAAAGAGCGCAAAGCGAGAUAUCGGUGCAGAGGUGGAGCGGUGCAGAUAGCUCUGGGAGCUGAGACUAGGGUGGAAAGAUUUCGUUUUUCAUUUUUUUUUCUUCCUCUGGAUACAGUUUUAGCGAACUUGCUUGUCAAUCAUGGGGAGCGUCGAGUCCAAGAGCCAGAAUGCAGAGACCGCUACAGCGAGCAAAGCAGCAGAGCAGGAAAACGGGCAUGUAAAGACAAACGGGGAUGCUGUGCAGAAGCUGAACGGGGAUGCUGCUGCUGAAUCCAAUGGCUCUGCGGAGCCAGUUGCUGAGGAGGCGGGAUCUGGGGAGACCAUUGAGCAAGCCCCACCUGCCAAUGGAGAUGCCAAGCCAGAGGAGCCCCCAGGAAAGCAGGGAAAGAAAAAGAAGUUCUUUAAGAAGCCGUUCAAGCUGCCAUUCCGCAAAAACAAAAAGGAGGCUGCUGAUGCUGAUGCUGCUGCUGCUGCAGAGGAGAGCCCAGCUGGAGAGGAGGCUGCUUCCCCCAAGGAAGAAAAUGUUGCUAAGGCAGAGGAACCACAAAGCGAAAAUGUAGCAGAGCCCACCAGCGCCCCUGAGGAUGCCAGUACCGCUUCUGCAGCUGCCCCAGAAGAAGCUCCUGCCGCCCAGCCUGAGCCUGCUGCUGCCCCAGAUGCUACCCCAGCUGAGCAGAGUGAACCUCAGCCCAGUAAGGAGCCGGCUGCCGAGCUGCCUAAGGAGGAGUAGCAGGGGGAACCCUCCAUCAGACUACAUUGAGCCCUUUUUACACCUGUCAUUCACCACAGCCCUGGGUACUGUAUCUAACCUAUGCAGGGUGUGAACAGACCUUUAUGUGCCAAAAGUUUCUGGUCCCCCUUCCGUGAAAAUCUUCACUACCCUAAUUAUGUCUUAUGUUAAAGCUAAAACACGUGUACUGGUGAGGUUUAGGACUGAUCGGGUAAAGGUGUGAACUCUUAUCAUCCAGACUGAAACUCAUGAUCUGUUCCAUCGACAAUCGUAGCUUUGAGGACAACACUAGUUGGAAUUUGAGGUGGAUGCAAGGGGCUGCUUUCCCAGAAGUGGACUUUAUUCCAAAAUCUAAGCAGUGACCCUGAAACCAGUUUUUCAGAGGUGGCUGAGCGUGGUAAACUUUCCCUUCUCAGGGUGUGAGCUGUGAAUUCACCAUGCUACAACCUACUAAAGUUCUUCUGGUGUGUGUGUGCGUGAAAUGAGAAUGUUUUCCUGUAAAUACUUUUUUUUAUGGUCUGGUUCUGUGGUGACUUUUCUAACUUCUUUUAAGUUGUUGUUUUUUUUUUCCAUUGUGAUAUUUUAAAUAAAUUUUAAUCCCUUUACUCCAA